AGUCGGUUGAGGAGAAGGGAAGACGUACCAUCUAUAUCCGGAAUGAUCGGUGCAUGCAAGGGUGAAACUCAAUUAUCACGUCGAUGGAAGUUUUGAACGCGUCGCGGUGGACCUGUGCGGUUUGUGAUCUGAACCAGCCUGGUUUAGUGUUUAGUCCGACUUCCCGUUGAGAUGGAACAAAUAAUGCCUUUCAGCCGAUGCUGUGGAACCACAGAAGAGGAGCAGUCUAGUAGAAGUAGAAGUAGUAGUAGUAGUAUGGACGAUUGUAUUUUUUGUUUGAUAAGCAAUGGUGAAGACGAAUAUACGGAACUGGUUCGAGAGAAUGACGACAUGGUCUGCUUCAGGGAUAUAUACCCGGCCGCCCCUCACCACUUUCUGGUCAUCCCAAGAAAGCACAUCAAGAGCUGCUCAUCACUCACCAAGAAAGACGCUCCUCUGGUUCAACAAAUGGCGGAUAUGGGCAGAGCUGCACUACAAGAUCAAGGCAUUACUGAUAUGCAGGACAUAAGGAUUGGGUUCCACCAACCUCCUUACAUCUCAGUCGAUCACCUCCACCUCCACGUUCUCGCCCCUGCCAGCAGGAUCGAUGACGACAUGCUUUAUAAAUUCAUCCGUCGCACCAACAGAUUCAUUAGUGAAGAAAAUCUACUGGUGUUAUUAAAUUCGGGAACUUCAACAGAAGGAAGAUCAAAUAAAUAGAUGUUGUACUUUGGACCGGCCUACUGUCUGUCUUCAUUUUAUCCCAGCUACAUUGUUUUGGUCCGCGAUGGGCGGGUCCAUUGUGCUUCGUCAUUCUUCGCUCCUCCGACUCUAUGAGUCCAUUCUACAUUGGAUUCAUUACGAUACACUAGUAGGCUAAUAGGUAACACUGUGUGCCAUAACCGUGUUAAAACAUAUACACAACACCAUGUCCUCAUCUCAUAUACCGGAUGGGGACUGCCUGUUCUGCUGCAUCACCACCAAGGAGAAGGAAACCGAGAUUAUUCUGACCGAUGAUGAACUCGUGUGUUUUCGUGACUCGAAGCCCGGAGCCCGACACCACUUCCUGGUUGUUCCCAGAUCUCACUUGGGGAACUGCUCGACGCUUCAGAGGGAACACAUACCACUUGUAGAGCAGAUGAAAGAGAUGGGAAGAAAAGUUUUGGAAAACAACAAAAUAAGUGACCUUCAGGAUGUCAGGAUGGGCUUCCAUUUGCCUCCCUUCUCCUCUGUGCCUCACCUCCACCUCCACGUUCUGGCCCCCGCCAGUGAGAUGAACAGCAGGUCCCUGAGUCGCUACGGGCCCCAGUCCUACUGGUUCAUCACGGUGGACAACGUACUUCAUCAACUGAAAACUCAAGGAAAAGUCAAAUGAAGAUAUUAACACACUUUUGAGUUAUUAAUCACUAUGUGUGUGACAGUUAAAACAGGGGAUAUAUAUUGAUGUAUAUUAAGUUGAAAAUGUAUGUAACUAUGUAUGUGUAUCUUUGUUAAAUUAAACUGCUCUUCUAAAUGGCUUACCGU
Molecule: messenger RNA, 1503 nt
Organism: Gadus morhua (Atlantic cod)
Lineage: Eukaryota; Metazoa; Chordata; Actinopteri; Gadiformes; Gadidae
Product: histidine triad nucleotide-binding protein 3
Exons: 9
Coding region: 908-1354 (148 amino acids)
Molecular function (GO): catalytic activity
Source: RefSeq, a predicted model, not a curated record